Nicotiana tabacum (common tobacco) is the source of this 1312-nucleotide messenger RNA. Its product is annotated as AT-hook motif nuclear-localized protein 17-like. Gene Ontology annotation, molecular function: minor groove of adenine-thymine-rich DNA binding; DNA-binding transcription factor activity. Gene Ontology annotation, cellular component: nucleus. The record is from RefSeq and is a predicted model, not a curated record. NCBI's taxonomy places the organism in Eukaryota, Viridiplantae, Streptophyta, Magnoliopsida, Solanales, Solanaceae.
CUAAGCUCAUCACCUUCUUCUCUUCCCCCUCCUCCCAAACGAUACCACGGCCCUUUUCUUCUAGUAUUAUUAAGAAUAUUCUAUCUUCAUUCACCCUUUGAAGGAAAACUCCAAUACAUCUUUUCUUUCUCAAAUAUCUUCCUCUAUCUAUUUCCGUAUCUGCUUUUUUCUUCAUCUUUGGUUAUGUUAUUGUAUACCCAAUUACCCAUACAUAGUUGAUACAUCCAAUCAUCUCUCUCAUUUCUUGGUAGAUGUAGAGAGAGCUCAAAAUCCGUAAGGCUAAACGUAUUAAAAAAAAAAGAAAGGGGAAUUUGUAGAAGAAACCAAAAAUCAUUCUAUUAAUUAUAUUUCUAGCAGUAUGUUUGCUAAGCUUCAUCAUGCCCAAAAUUUCCACCACCAACCGCCACCUCAGCCAAUAUCCACCGUAGCAGCACCACCUUCCUCCUCCGCGAACGACGGUGCCACGAUCGAAGUUGUCCGCCGUCCACGUGGCCGUCCUCCUGGUUCCAAGAAUAAACCUAAAUAUGCAACUUUCAUCAUAAAAACACGUGACGAUCAUGUGGAAAAACCCUCCAUGAGCCCUUAUAUUCUUGAAAUUCCAACUGGGGUUGAUAUAAUCGAUUCUAUUUUUCGUUUCUGCGAAAAACAAAACAUGGGUCUUUGUGUUCUCAACGGUUCCGGUACUGUUACAAAUAUAACUCUUAAGCAGCCUUCAAAUACUGCUGCUUCUACUGUUACGUUCCAUGGCGCGUUUAAUAUUCUAUCCAUUUCAGCUACAAUUGUUCCACAAAAUUUAAGUGUUCCUAAUGGGUUCAGUAUUUCGUUAGCGGGACCACAAGGUCAAGUGGUGGGUGGGGCUGUUAUUGGCCCACUUUUAUCGGCAGGGACUGUAUAUUUGAUUGCUGCUACGUUUAAUAAUCCUUGUUAUCAUAAGUUCCCGGUGGAGGAUGAGGACGGCGGUCAGUCGCCACCGGCGGCGGCGUCUGGCGGAGGAGAUAGUGGACAUCCACCAGAUCAGUCUUUUUACAGUUCUAAUCAAUUGCCAUCGGAUGUGAUAUGGGCACCUACUGCUAGACAACCACCACCACCUUACUGAUUAAUCUUGAGGAUCUAUAUAUAUAGUAGGUUUUUUUUUUGUUGGAUUGAUCACAUGGCGCUGUGAAAAAAGAAAGGACUAUGAUUUUCUUGUUUUGAUUUUGCUUAGUUUUGAUUUAUUAGUUGACUUUUGUUUUUUACGUUUAAUUAAUGUACCGGGCUAAGCAAUUUUGGUGUUUGUUUUGUGGAAGAAAGGAAAGGAGCAGUUCGACCCCAA